Molecule: messenger RNA, 5189 nt
Organism: Triplophysa rosa
Lineage: Eukaryota; Metazoa; Chordata; Actinopteri; Cypriniformes; Nemacheilidae
Gene: phka1b
Product: phosphorylase kinase, alpha 1b (muscle)
Exons: 32
Coding region: 325-3597 (1090 amino acids)
Biological process (GO): glycogen metabolic process
Cellular component (GO): phosphorylase kinase complex
Molecular function (GO): calmodulin binding
Source: RefSeq, a predicted model, not a curated record
AAGACUGUUGGUAAGACUGUCAGACUGAACUGCAGUAAGAGCACAAUCAUAAUGAGAAGUCGUAGCAAUUCCGGAGUAAAGCUUGAUAACUAUGCCAGAAUGUUACAACAGACAAUCCUCUGCCAUCAGGAUCCGGUGACAGGGUUACUUCCAGGUGAUGAGAAGUUACCUCAUGCCUGGGUCAGAGACAAUGUCUACUGCAUCCUGUCUGUGUGGGCUUUAAGUCUGGCCUAUAGGAAGAACGCAGACAGAGAUGAAGAUAAAGCCAAAGCCUAUGAACUGGAGCAGAGUGUGGUGAAACUCAUGUGAGGUUUACUGCAAUGUAUGACGAGACAGCUUGACAAGGUGGAAAAAUUCAAGUACAGCAAAAGUGCUUCAGACUGCCUUCAUGCCAAGUAUCACACAGGGACCGGUGCAACUGUAGUGGGUGAUCAGGAAUGGGGUCAUCUACAGGUGGAUGCCACCUCUAUCUUUCUGCUCUUCUUAGCCCAAAUGACAGCAUCAGGUCUUCACAUUGUAUAUACGCGUGAUGAGGUUGACAUUGUUCAGAAUCUGAUUUUUUAUAUCGAAUCUGCCUACAAAGUGGCGGAUUUUGGAAUGUGGGAACGAGGAGACAAAACGAAUCAGGGCAUCCCUGAGAUCAACGUCAGUUCAAUCGGCAUGGCAAAGGCAGCUUUGGAAGCUUUGGAUGGACUGAAUCUUUUCGGUGCCAAAGGGGGUCCAGAGUCUGUUGUGCACGCUUUAGCCGAUGACAUUCAUCACUGCCAAUCUAUUCUGAGCUCCAUGCUUCCAAGGGCAUCCAUGUCUAAAGAGGUGGACGCUGGGGUCCUGUCCAUCAUUUCUUACCCGGCUUUUGCCGUUGAGGACAUUGACAUUGUUAAUAUCAGCAAGGAGGAAAUCAUUUCAAAACUUCAGGGCAGAUAUGGAUGCUGUCGCUUCCUUAGGGAUGGACACAAAACUCCUCGAGAGGACCCCAAUCGAUUAUACUACGAAUCAUCCGAGCUAAAGCUCUUUGAGAACAUAGAGUGUGAAUGGCCACUGUUCUGGACGUACCUCAUACUGGAUGGCAUCUUUAUCAACAGCCCUGAACAGGUUGAAGAAUACAGGGAUGCUUUAGAUGGCAUUCUCAUCAAAGGAAAGGAUGGAUUACGUCUGGUCCCUGAGCUUUAUAGCGUUCCUCCAGAUAAGGUUGAUGAAGAGUAUGUUAACGCACACACGGUUGAGAGAGUGCCAAUAGGCAAGUGUCCUCUUAAAUGGGGCCAGUCUCUGUACAUAUUGGGCAACCUGCUGGCAGAGGGUCUUCUAGCACCUGGAGAAGUUGAUCCUCUCAACAGACGUCUCUCUACUGUUCCCAAGCCUGAUGUUGUUGUUCAAAUGUCUAUUCUGGCAGAAAAUGAGGAGAUUAAACAGCUUUUGCAGAGCCAUGGCAUAGAUUCAGAAACCCUGGAAGACGUUCAUCCAAUCAGAGUUCAGCCCUCUAGAGUUCUCAGUCACAUCUAUGCCAGACUGGGGCGUAACCAAAGACUGGGUCUGACGGGGAGGCCCUACCGCCGGAUCGGCGUGCUGGGAACAUCCAAAUUCUAUAUUAUUCGCAACACCAUCUUCACCUUCACACCUCAGUUUGUAGAUCAUCAUGAAUUUUAUCUGGCUCUGGACAAUCACAUGAUUGUGGAGAUGCUCCGUAUCGACCUCUUCUACCUCUGUUCACGCUGGAGGAUGACAGGCCAACCCACAGUGACCUUCCCGAUUUCACACGACAUGCUUACCAAUGAUCACAAAGACAUCGAGCCUGCUGUUCUGGCCACCCUGAAAAAACUCCAAGAGGGUUACUUUGCUGGAGCCAGGGUUAAGACUGGGAAACUUUCUGCUUUUCUUGACACCUCCUGUUGUGCACAUCUUACAUUUAUGGACUGUGAGGUGGAUGAUCUGGCCGUGUAUCUGGACCAGCUUCUGGCUGUUCCUCAGCACAGCUUCAUUAGUGACACUAAAGGAGGUCUGAACCGCUUCAGGGCCGCAGCCAGAAAGACUUGUGAGAUGGUGUCACUGGUCCACAAAACCAGAGAUCUCAACAUACACAAUGUGCACAUGUAUCUUCCUACAAAACUCUUCAGGUCUCCAGCACCAAACCUUUACUUGGUGGAAAACAAAGGCCACGUUCCUGAGACACAGGCCACACAUCCUACGAAUCUUCCCAGAGACAUGAAUGGAGGGAUUGACUAUCCAGCCCUUGUGCAAAUGCUGAAACAAAGCCAAAACUUACAGGAUCAAGCUGACAUUCUUUAUAUAUUGUUCAAAGACAAGGGAAUGGACUGGGACACCAAGCUACAUGGGAAGGGUUCGACGGUACGAUGCCUCCUGAGCAACUUGUAUGAAAAGGCAGGAACCCUGAAACACUGGGGUCUUAUACGAAUGAUCUGUGGGAUGCUUCGCAAGAAAGUCGAAGAGCUGGAUGCUGCUUGUUCAGAUUUGCUCAUUCAUCAGAAACAUCUAACAGUUGGACUUCCUCCUGAUCCAAGAGAGAAAACUAUAUCAGCCCCCAUGCCUCCAGAUAAACUGGCAUGGCUUAUUGAUGAAGCCAGUGAGAACAACCUCACCGUUGCUAUUCUCUCUCAGGAGAUAAUGGUGUUUCUAGCCAUGAGCAUUCGUAUCCAGCCCAAACUCUUCAGCGAGAUGUUCCGCCUCAGGAUUGGCCUCAUUCUUCAGGUCAUGGUCACCGAGCUCGCCCAGUCCCUUAACUGUACAGGCGAGGAGGCUACAGAGAGUUUGAUAAACAUGAGCCCGUCUGAGCUGAAGAACUUUCUACUUCACAUUCUGAGCGGCAAAGAGUUUGCCGUUCAAAAAAGUGUGCGCUCAACAGGCAAUGUGAUCAGCUCUGCUAUCAGCGUCUAUGACAAGAGCAAAUCUUCAUCCACCAAAACUGAACUGAGAGUCACGAGUAAACAGGGGGGUUAUAUCAAACUGCCUGUAUCAGUCCAUUCCCUGGAUAUUGAAAAUAUUGAAUCAGGGAGGUACAGACUUCCAUGCAUUGAGUCAUUUCAGGGCUCAUUAGGAGCUACUGUAGUGCGUGACAGCAGACACGGGCAGUGGCUUCGUCGCAGACGUCUAGAUGGAGCUCUCAACAAAGUCCCUGUUGGUUUCUAUCAGAACGUCUGGAAGGUUUUGCAGAAGUGUCAUGGGCUGUCUAUUGAAGGCUGUGUACUUCCCUCCUCAACCACAAGAGAGAUGACUCCAGGUGAAAUAAAGUUUGCUGUGCAAGUGGAAACGGUGCUGAACCUCGUUCCCCAGCCGGAAUACCGCCAGUUGUUGGUGGAGGCCAUACUUGUAUUGACCAUGUUGGCUGAGAUGGACAUCCAAAGUGUGGGUGGUGUCAUUCAGGUGGAGAGGAUUGUACAAAUGGCCAGUGACAUGUUCUACAAUGAUCAGAAAGCAGCAGGAGCUGAAAAGGUUCUGCUGGAGAGAGAUCAUUCCACUGGUAUCUGCAGGUUACUCUAUGACAGCGCCCCUAGUGGUCGUUUUGGAAGCAUGACCUAUCUUUCUAAAGCAGUGGCUACAUAUAUUGAGGACUUUCUUCCUAGUGGAGCUUGUGCUCUUCAGUGAAGCUCCGAGUUUAAAACGAAUUAGAAGACUUUAAUCUACUAGUUAAUGAGAGAAGGUAAUUAUUGUUUUUAUAGAUUUUUUUAGAAGUGUUAAGGUUUUGAAAGAGCCUAGUUAAAGGCCAAGUGUGUCAUUUUUUGCUCCACUAGCAUUAUUAAGCCAAACUGCAAAAAUAAUUUACAAACAGGUGUGUACAGUGCCCUUUAACACCCAGUCUACACAUGACGCAACUUGACAAAAGACAACAGAACACAUUGGAACCCAUCAUAUUAUUUGUCCACAAUGGAUGCGACGCGAUGUGAUACGACAAAUGCAUAAAGAACAAGGCACUUGUCGUGUCGCACCACAUCGCAUAGCGUCCAGCAUAGACACACUCUGACAGUGCAUCUAUUAACCAUAGAGUGCUGCAGUUAUGAUGUAGUUUUUCUAGGACAAAACACAGAAUUUUUUUCGCACUUCUGGUCGCCUCAUUAUAGGUUUUUGGUUUAACUGCUUAAAAUAAAGUCUUUGUUUUAAACAAACUCAAGAUAUUUUUUUACAUUUCGUUGUAUGCCAUAAAAAACAGUAGUACCUCACUCAUAAUUUGUUACUCAAUUUAAAGGCGGUCGCUAGCAGGUUGUUACAUGGGACUACAUACUAUGCUUGAGACAUUAAAUGUAAUCAUGCAUACAAUGUUUGAAAAUUUUUACCCAAGCUGUCACUGGGAUAUUACCCUUUAAAAGUCCUAAUAUGUACCAUUUAGGUAAAGAUAUGUACUGUAUAUAUUUAGUACCAACAUCUGAUGUACUAAUAUACACAAAGGUGUAAUUUCUUAAAGGACCAGUCAGUAAAAUCUAGUGGAGAGGCUGCGAAUUGCAACCAACGGCUCACUUCACCCCUCCCCCCUACCUUUCGGAGCACUACGGAGGCUGACACACCAUGGCGACUUGCAUGCCAUGUCGAGUUCAUUUAUAGACUAAUGUUAACUUUUUAUUUCUGGUGAUUAUUAUCAUUUCAUAAUUCAUAGUAGUCACAAAGGGAUAGUCUGUCAUUUACCUGUAUAAAUUACUUUUUUCUGAUGAACACAAAUAAAGACCAUUUCCAUACAGAACUAUACUGCUGUAUUUUACUUUAAUCCAAACAGCCAUACCUUACCAUACCUGAAUGAGGCAUUACAAGUCAUGUAGAAACAAAUUUAACUUUUAAGGUGAAAUCCAAAAUGUUGGGGGACGAGACACAUGUACGAAAAGUAACCUAUACACAUUUCUUCAAAACUCAAGAAUUCGGGACGUCGGCCGCUGGGGCACAAUCAACAUUGACAGUGGUCAAUUCGAAACACUAUUCAGGCAAUGUGCAUACAAAACCGUGGCUUGGUUCAGACAUUAUAAACAUUGAUUCAAGUGUGCACAAUUACAACAAUCACUUUCCAAAGGGGGAGGGAGGGGAGGGGCUUGACAUCAUGACAACGUUUCAUUCCACUGCAAUUCACUGUACACUAUCAUUCCGUUUGCAUCAGCCAGUGACAUCAUCAAAGAGGGCUGCCUAAAAACACUAAAUUUUGACACUUAAAAAUGAAAGGGAAUAUGUAAAAUGACAUAGGACGUGUGAUUCUGGAC